This is a messenger RNA of Vollenhovia emeryi, 1027 nucleotides long. RefSeq lists its product as uncharacterized. Bases 196 to 744 code for a protein of 182 amino acids. Gene Ontology annotation, molecular function: nucleic acid binding. The transcript has a single exon. Lineage: Eukaryota; Metazoa; Arthropoda; Insecta; Hymenoptera; Formicidae. The record is from RefSeq and is a predicted model, not a curated record.
UUGUAUGUGUAUUUGUAUGCUUAUACAGGGUUAAGGCAUAUAUUGUUAUGUUUGUGUAUACAGGGUGCGGCGCCAAAAUCCGGACAAAUUUCGAUUUAAAUUUCUCGCCUUAUUGUGCCUCUGUUAGAGAUCGUUGUUGGCGUCUGCGAAAGCCUGAUACUUUUAGAAAACAAUCGUAAUCUCAAAAUAGCUGCGAUGUUGAAACCAAUUGCGGAGUAUAAUCGAAGAGCCGCGAUCAUCGAAGGGCUUCGCCCUGGGCGCUCAGCAAUGGAAAUAAUUCGGUUCUUUGGAUACCCGAGAUCAACCGUUUAUGACGUUGAGACAAAAUAUACGGCUUCAGAACAGUCCAACAAUAGUUCAAGUAUGCCGGCGAGGAAAAGUCACUCGAAAGAACGCACCGCAAGGAUCCCCGCAGUCGUCGAAAGGGCUCAAGCGCUGAUUUUGGAGGGCCCAGGGCAAUCGUUGCGAAAAUUGGUGUCGAUUGUGGGUGUAAGCGAGCCAACAAUGCGUCGAAUUGCCGAGGAGGAUCUUCGAUACAAAUCGUACACACUCAAGAUACGAGAGAUACUCGCAGGCUGGCUCAACUGGCUCUCAGACAAUGUCGAUAUGUUUUGGUCCAAAGAAUUCUGGCCUCCUAAUAGCCCAGAUUUGAAUCCUUCGGACUACUAUGUAUGGAGCGUAGUUGAAAGGGUUACCAACAAGUCCCGGCAUCACCAAUGUGACGUCAUUAAGGACUACCAUUGAGGCAGCAUUCACCGGCAUGGACAGCACUGCAUUACAGCGUGCGUGCGGACGCUUCAGAUUGAGAAUAGAGGCCGACAUUCAAGCUAAUGGCGGAUAUAUUGAAUAAUUAUGGUCUAUAGGGAUUCCGCAAGUGCCAUGCAAAAGGAUUUUUUCUAAAACUUAACUUUUCAUUCAUAAACUUUUGUUCAAAGAAAUUGUUCGCUUUGUCCGGAUUUUGGCGCCGCACCCUGUAUAUAACUUUAUAGAUUUAGACAUUGUUUUAUAUGAAACAAAUUGUAAUGUA